AUGCGGAGCUCCAUCGCCUCCUCGGCUGCGCUGUUGGCCGGCGCGCUCCUGUGCCUGCUGGCGUCGCCGGCGCUGGCGGCGGCGGCGGCGAGGUCGACGGGGAGGACAACGCUCAGCGUCCUGUCGUUCGGAGCCGCGGCGGACGGCGUCACCGAUGACGCGGAGGCACUUGUAGCAGCAUGGCAAGUGGCAUGCCGAGUCCCACGCGCCACAGUGCUACUCCCGUCAGGGCACCGGUUCCUCCUCUCGCCGGUCACGCUCCAAGGCCCCUGCAGCACAAAACUCACCCUUCAGAUCGAUGGCACCGUGUUAGCGCCACCAGAAAUGGGCUCCUGGCCGAAGCCCAGGAGGCCUCUCCAGUGGCUCAACUUCAAGUGGCUGCAAGACUUCAGCAUCCUGGGAGCCGGCACGGUCGAUGGCCAGAGCGUCACCUCGCUGCAGAGUGCCUCAUCACCAGCGAAUAAUACUUCUCAGACAUCUACCGAGCACUGGCAUUCACCAGGAAUCAAGCCUACGCUAAUAAGGUUUUACAACAGUUUCAAUGUCACCGUGCGCAACAUCCGGAUCACCAACAGCCCACAGUGCCACCUUAAGUUCGACAGCUCCGGAGGCAUCAAGGCCAAGAACAUCACCAUCUCUUCUCCCGGAGACAGCUCCAACACCGACGGCAUCCAUCUUCAGAACACCAGGGACGUCGAGAUCAAGAGCUCAAGCAUCGGCUGCGGCGAUGACUGCGUGUCAAUACAAACCGGGUGCUCAAAUGUUCACAUGAAGAACGUAGUCUGCAAUCCCGGCCACGGAAUCAGUCUAGGAGGACUUGGGAAGGACUACAGCCUGGCCUGUGUCUCUGAUGUUGUUGCAGAGAACAUCAUUGUCCAGAACGCCUUGUACGGGGUCAGGAUCAAGACGUGGCAGGGUGGCGUGGGCUCGGUGCGGAACAUCACCUUCUCCAACGUCAGGGUGGCGAACGUGGCCACGCCCAUCGCCAUCGACCAGUUCUACUGCGACAGGGGCGGCGCGCGGUGCGCCAACCGCACCGGCGCGGUGGCCAUCACCGGCGUGGCGUACCGGCGCGUGGUCGGCACCUACUCGUUCCAGCCGGUGCGCCUGGCGUGCAGCGACGCCCGGCCCUGCACCGGCGUCAGCAUGGUGGAUGUGCGCCUGUCUCCUACGGCGACCGCGCCCGGGGCCGGGGGCACCGUAGCGCCGCUGUGCUGGAACUCCUACGGCGAGGCGCGGGGGACGAUCCAGCCGCUCAGCGUCGGGUGCCUGCAGAGGAGCAACGGAUACGCGAUGCCUCUCACCCAGCCUUUUAACUACACAUGCUGA
Molecule: messenger RNA, 1329 nt
Organism: Miscanthus lutarioriparius
Lineage: Eukaryota; Viridiplantae; Streptophyta; Magnoliopsida; Poales; Poaceae
Source: the annotation of a GenBank genome assembly